UUAUAAAAGUGAAAUAAAAUAAAAAAAGAAAAGAAAAACACCGAAAGUAAAAUAAUAUUUAUAUACUCCAAAUUAAAAUAUUCAGUGGUACAACUUUACUUGGAUAUUACUUUUUUAUAUGAUACGAUGAUAAAGCUCUAGACAACAUAACAGUUCGAUUUAAUCACAGUACAGGGAGUACAGUACAAUUGUUGUCUGCUGCAAAAAUAGAUUGUCAGUUUCAGUAAAAAAGAGUAUUUGAGUUGACGUAAAGUUUUCAAGUGAUAUAAUAAAAUAAGAGUGAUUUGGUUUCGAAGUAUAAAUAGUGCUAUUUAUAUUAUAUUUAAAUUAAUGAUAAUUAUAAUUUGAGUAUCGUUAUCAUUAAUAUUAAUAAAUGUGCUGAGCCGAUAAGUGUCAGUACGAUGAUUGUGUAUUGGUGAUAAACCGUUUUAAAUAUUAUAUUUAUUUAUUAUUUAUUAUUUUAUAUUUAGUUUCUGUGAUUAAGAUUGCUGACACCAGCACAAUGCUGUGGAUACUUAAAAAAAUUCAAUGCCGAUUGGAGCUUUUAAUCCUCGUAAUUUUCUUCUUGGCAGCUACGGCAAAAGCACAAUUGCGUACGCCGAGAAUAACAGAGCACCCAUCGGAUAUAAUUGUCGCGAAAAACGAACCAGUGACACUGAACUGCAAAGCCGAGGGGAAACCCGAGCCGACGAUAGAGUGGUACAAAGACGGGGAACCGGUACAAACAUCCCCGGGAGAUGCCAAAUCCCACCGCGUUUUGCUGCCCACGGGCUCGCUUUUCUUCCUGAGAGUGAUGCACGGGAAGAAGGAACAGGAUGGAGGAGUCUACUGGUGUGUAGCGAAGAACCAAGCCGGCAGCGUUAGCAGCAGGAACGCAACUCUCACCGUAGCAGUGUUACGAGAUGAGUUCCGGGCGCAACCUCAGAACACGAGGGUCGCCGCCGGAGAGACCGCACUGCUGGAGUGCGGGCCACCUCGGGGUCAUCCAGAGCCUACUCUCCAGUGGAAAAGAAAUGGGCAUGUCAUAGACUUGGAGUCUACCAAACGAAUUACUUUGGUUGACGGUGGCAACCUAAUGAUUUCCGAUGUUCGCCAAACCGACCAAGGAAAAUAUCAAUGUGUUGCUCAUAAUAUGGUCGGAGACAAAGAAUCUGCUGUUGCUACUCUAACUGUUCAUGUGAAACCAUUUUUCUUGGCCACGCCACAAAAUCAAACGGUUCUCGUAGAUCAAACAGCAGAGUUUGCAUGUCGCGUCGGCGGGGACCCGGCACCUGAGAUCCUGUGGCGAAGACACGACGGAAAAAUGCCGAUAGGACGCGGACACAUACUCGACGACAAGAGUCUCAGAAUUGAACGAGUUACACCCCAAGAUGCGGCGACUUACAUUUGUCAUGCUGAAAACGGUGUCGGUGUUAUUUCAGCCAGCGCAACAUUAACCGUCCAAUCACGACCGGUCUUCACAAACUUCCCGAAGGAUGAAACCGUGAGCGGAGGUUCGGACGUAUCAUUCGCCUGCUCAGCCCGCGGAGCACCGAAGCCCUCGAUUUUCUGGACCCGCGAGGGCUCCCAGGAGCUGAUGUUUCCCGGUAAUGUUUACCAAGGCCGGUACACAGUCAGCGAGGAUGGGAGUUUGCACAUCAAGCAAGCCGUUAAAAAAGACGAGGGACACUAUGUUUGCAGCGCAAUAAGCCAAGCUGGUGCUAGCACGGCCACUGUUUUUCUACAGGUAACACCUCUUGAAGAAGUCCCUCCACCAAUAAUAGAACUAGGACCAGCGAAUCAAACACUGCCUCUAAAAAGCACCGCUUACUUGCCUUGUCGAGCAGUAGGAACACCAACACCUCGAGUCCACUGGCACAAAGACGGCGAUUUAGUGCCCCUAGGAACCCGAAUAACAAUGUCUAGCAACGGAACUCUGAUAGUAAAUGAUCUAAUAAUGGCCGAUGGCGGACUAUACACCUGCAUCGCCUCCUCCGAGUCUGGCAACACAUCAUGGUCAGCCACCCUGACCAUAAGUUCUGGUACAACCCUCCACAAGACUCCAGACAUCUCAGCACUGCCGCAAAAUCCUAGCAAGCCCAGAAUCGUGAACAUCACCAGCACCUCCGUCACGCUCACGUGGAGUCCCGGCCAAGAAGGCAAAAGCAAGAUAAUCGGGUACAACAUCGAGUACUUCAGCAGCAACCUCAACACCGGGUGGGUCGUCGCAGCAACUGGAGUCACCGAUGACACCUACACCGUCACCGAACUUAAGCCCGACACCAAGUACGUGUUCCUCGUUCGCGCCGAAAACAGCCACGGUCUGUCCCUACCUGGACCACUCUCCGACGUAGCUCACACUACGAGUCAAAAUCAGUACUCCGUCCCUCAAAUCGAGCUGAUUCGCGCCCGCGACCGCCUUAACAGCGAGAUUCUUCACCUGAGAGAAGUUCAGCCCGUUAGCAGCACCAGCGUCAAAAUAAUGUGGGACAUCCUAGGCGCUGCGGACCUAGUUGAAGGUCUGUACAUCCGAUACCGCGAAAUCUCAAACAAACCCGAGUACCAGAUGGUCACCGUCUUAAACGCCGGAGCUACCAGCUACGUCCUGACCAAUCUAAAAAAAUACACUCUCUAUGAGUUCUUCUUGGUUCCUUUUUACAAAACAAUCGAAGGAAGACCCAGCAACGUCCAACUAGCGACCACUCUUGAAGACAUACCCUCAGGACCUCCAGAAAACGUUCACGUUGGAAUGAUAAACAUGACCUCCGCGUUCCUAAACUGGCAACCUCCAUUAAAAAGCGAGCAAAACGGUGAAUUGAUCGGCUAUAAGAUUCAAAUAAAGAGCAACAGCAGCAACAAAGUUUUGGGACAAAUGUCUAUCAACGCGACGACCACUUCAGUGACUAUCAACAGCUUAACGACUGGUGGAUUGUACACAGCCCGAGUUGCAGGAUUAACACGCGCAGGAAUCGGGCCAUAUUCAAAUCCAGCGAUUUUGAACAUGGACCCAGGACAACUAACGCAAUUACCACCGCGAACUGAUCCUAGUCACGGAGGAAUGUCAGUAGUUACUGAGACGUGGUUUUUGGUCCUGAUGAUCACGAUGGUCUUCACGGUAGUCGGAGGAUUGGCGGCGGUUCUCUAUGUUCGUCGAAGACAGGCCAUGAGCAAGCAACUAGGUCACCUCAGUGUGCCUGUAGGAACUGCCAAUGACAUUUGCCAGCUCAACAAAGAUACACUGUGGCUAGAACGCGGUUGGAGGCCGACCAACACUUUGCAGAGCAAUGAUAAAGAUUGCGAGACCAAGUUGCUGAACAAUCAGCAAAUGAUCGCUCCGGGAAUCGUCAGUAUGGCCGGUUCUGAGUAUGCAGAAGUUAAUCUUACGACUUUUUACAACACUAGGAAGCAAUUGCAAGCACCACCUGAACCUUACGCGACUACAACGCUCUGUGUUGGGAACCGUAGUCCGGAUUCGAUGGAGGGAAGUGGCCAGAAGUCGAACUCUAGUGACUCUUGCAUGAAGCCAGAUUACUCAAACUUGGACUCUAAUCAAGAACACAACCAAUCGACCUUGUCGCCUAGCAGUGACAAUGCCAGCAGCUCGUAUACUGAUGACAACGCUGGACGCUCGCAGCAAUAUCGUCUGAACCAAAACGACAAUACUCAGACGAGUCAGACGAGCAUGCCUAAUUGGUGCGACAUGCUACCCCCUCCUCCUGAGCAUCCACCGCCAUCUGGCGGAACUGGAACCAGUGGAACGUCUCUGUCUGCGAGAAUGCAACAACAGAUGGCGUUUAGUCCGCAUUUAGGGAAACGAAGUGUCGGAAAUGAUUUGGACGGAAUUAAUACUACUAAUUCUCAGAGCCCACCUACACCUCCGGUGAGAAUUGGCAAUAAUUUUUCGUCUUCUCCGACUCCGUGGAACAGUCAAGUGCCGCCUCAUGAUGGAACUACUAUCGGAAACUAUCAACAAGGAAGGUACACUACUUUACCGCCUCAGACUAACCCACCACCGGUCCCAUCUUUUCCGCAAGGAUUCACGCAUUACGAUUUUAAGAAUCAGGAAAAUGAGUAUGAAAGCGGGUCUGUGAUUUAUGGGCAUCAGAAUGGCCUCGGAGAAGAGUACAGGGGCACGGGGUACAGCAGGCCUAAUCUCCCGAACCAUCACCUAGACCUCAACCGAGGAGGAUCGCUCAAUGAUGAAGUUUACAGGAACCACAAGGAAGAUAUGUUUAGGAAUGAAAACCACUACCAGCACGAAAAUGAGGAGUGGGAUAGGAAAUCCUGCGAUUCUAACACUCAUUCGGAGCUCUGUUGCUCCUGCUCGGAGUCUAGUUGUCUAUAUGCUGAUACGAUGGAAUAUAAUAAUCAGUUUGGCGGGACUGGGGGCAAUGGAUGCGGUCAUAAUAAUAGGAACUCGGCGAGGAAUAGAAAUAAUAGAAGCCCGCGUAGGAGAAACAAUCGCGCUGUUUCUCCUACCUACAGCAGUGACAGCAACUACUCCUGCAUCCCUCAGAGACAAUGUGGACCUGUUAAUUCGCAGGAACGGCUCAGGCACAAUCGGAGUAAAGACAAAGUGCCGAGUUUUACGAGAGCCGGAGGGUACGCACAGCACAACUCAUCAGCUUCAAACACUAUGAGUAGCACAGGCAGUCAGAGGUACAACAAAUUGAACAGCAUCUUCAACCCCAAUGGAUUAACAGACACGUCAACACGGCUAAGCGAUCACCGAGACAGUUAAAUUUUCGAAUAAAAUAAAAUAAAAAAUA
Messenger RNA from Cotesia glomerata, 4748 nucleotides. RefSeq names its product protein sax-3-like. Lineage: Eukaryota; Metazoa; Arthropoda; Insecta; Hymenoptera; Braconidae. Bases 503 to 4720 code for a protein of 1405 amino acids. The transcript has 8 exons. Gene Ontology annotation, cellular component: plasma membrane; axon. Gene Ontology annotation, biological process: axon midline choice point recognition; Roundabout signaling pathway; axon guidance. Gene Ontology annotation, molecular function: protein binding; axon guidance receptor activity. The record is from RefSeq and is a predicted model, not a curated record.